Molecule: messenger RNA, 2286 nt
Organism: Saccharomycodes ludwigii
Lineage: Eukaryota; Fungi; Ascomycota; Saccharomycetes; Saccharomycodales; Saccharomycodaceae
Gene: UTP4
Product: small subunit rRNA maturation protein UTP4
Exons: 1
Coding region: 1-2286 (761 amino acids)
Biological process (GO): maturation of SSU-rRNA from tricistronic rRNA transcript (SSU-rRNA, 5.8S rRNA, LSU-rRNA)
Cellular component (GO): t-UTP complex; small-subunit processome; 90S preribosome
Molecular function (GO): RNA binding; protein binding
Source: RefSeq, a predicted model, not a curated record
AUGACAACGUCUAAUGAAGUCUUGAUUCAUAGAUCAAGAUUUGUUAAUUUUGAACAGGGUAACAUCACAUCAUUAGCAUUUUCUCAUAAUUCAAAUGUAAAUAAAAUAACACCAAACGAUUUAAGACUCGCAGUUGGGAGAUCUGAUGGCCAAAUUGAAAUUUGGAAUCCAAGGAAUGAUUGGUUUCAAGAAUUAUUAAUUCCCAACGCCGCAGAAAGAUCUAUUGAAGGAUUGGUUUGGUGCAAUAUCCCUGGAGAAUCACUAAGAUUAUUUUCUAUUGGUGGCACCACUGUAGUGACAGAAUGGGAUUUGUCUACUGGGUUACCAUUAAGAAACUACGACUGUAAUUCAGGUGUGAUUUGGUCCAUUGCAAUCAAUUCAUCUCACACUAAGUUAGCAGUUGGUUGUGAUAAUGGAAAUGUUGUUAUAAUAAACAUUUCUGGUGGUCCAGGCGUUUUUGAACAUGAAAAUAUUUUGCAAAGACAAGAUUCAAGAGUAUUAACAGUAGCUUGGAAGACCGAUGAUUUUGUGAUUGGUGGGUGUUCUGAUGGAAGAAUAAGGAUUUGGUCCGUAAAGAGGGAAGAGUAUGGCAGACUAUUGCACACUAUGAAAGUGGACAAAUCCAAAAAGGAAUCCACUUUAAUUUGGUGUGUUUUAUAUUUACCAUUAAGGGACCAAAUAGUCACUGGUGAUUCUACUGGCUCGGUUAAAAUUUGGGAUUUUAAAUUUGCUACUUUAAAGCAAUCUUUUAAGCCACAUGAUGUUGACGUAUUGUGCUUGGCCACAGAUGCCACUAAUACCAGGAUUUUCAGCGCAGGAAUUGACAGGAAAAUUUAUAAUUUUACUUAUGAACAACAGAAUUUUAAAAAUGUUUCCAAUUGGACCAUAUCUACCAAUAGGUUAUUCCAUGCGAGUGAUGUUAGAGCUAUGGCUAGCUAUCAAUCAAAGGGUGCGGAUUUCUUAGUUUCUGGUGGUGUAGAAAAAUCUAUUAUUGUUUCGUCAUUAACAUCAUUUGCCGAUUCCAGUUAUAGGAAACUGUCUGUUGUUCCGUUUAAACCUCAAACCAUAAUAAACGAAGAACAAAGACUAGUAUGCUCAUGGAAGGACCAAGUUGUCAAAAUAUGGUUUAUUGGGGAAGAUGUAGUUACUGGCAGCAACAAAAAUUAUAAGCUGGUUUGUAAAUUAGUUUUAAAAGACACUGAAAACAUAAAUACAUGUGCAUUAUCAAAAGAUGGCCAAAUUUUAAUUGUUGGCAGGUUAACUGUCACUAAGAUUUUUUAUUUGCAUCCAACCAGUGAAGUUUUAAAAGUCACUAAAUUGGAUAAUAGAUUUUUGUCAAGUAAUGGAUGUAAGAACAUCAAGUUUAUUGAUAACACUAAUGUCAUUUUAGUUACCCCAGAAGAUGAAAUAUUUAUGGUUGACUUAGAAAAUGAAGAAGAGGGUGCCACUAAAUGUUUUUCUGAGUUCAAAUUACCAGAUUUAAAUAGUCACAAAUCAAAGAUUUCAUAUAUGGACAAGAUUAAUUUAAUGGAGGUUAGUUCAAAAUUUAAUUCUGCUUUAAUAACUAGGAUUUGUGGUGCUGUUGAUUAUAUCGACAUGACUACAAAUGAAGUUUUUCCGAUAGCCCGUUUAACAAACUAUAUUACUGCUAUUAAUUUUAACGAAAAUAGAAAAUCAAUUAUUUUAACUACUGCUGGCAAUAAAAUUUAUGAAUUUAAUGUACCAAAAAAUAAGAAGCUACAUGAUGACGAGGGUGAUACUGAAGAAAGCUCUCUAACACAAUGGUCUAAAGCUAAUUCGGAUUUCUUACCAGUACAAUUUAGCACACUAAAGGACAAAUGCUUGGGUAUUUUUCCAGACAAGGAAAAUAGGGUAUGGUUUUGGGGCAACACAUGGCUGUGCAAUUUUGAUUUUAGUUAUGAUAUUCCAACUAGUAGAAGGAAAAAAGUAUCUACUAAAAGAACACAUGAUGGCUUGACUGUUGUUAAUUCUAAUAAUUACAUAUAUGGUGGUGGGAAUUCCCAGGAAGUUGAUGAGGAUGAAGUUGAUGAAGAUGAAGAUGCCAACAUGGAUUUAUAUAUGAUCAAAGCUGCUAAAGUUGAUAGACCACUUCUAAAUAUUUCAUCAGAUAAUAAUAAUAUUUUCUACAUGUGUGAAAAAUAUAAACCAAUUUUGUAUGCUGGAAGGCUAUCUGCUGAAAAAAAUGAAAUGAUUGUUGUAGAAAUGCCAACAUUAAAAUCCUCAAAGACUGGGUAUUACAACUUACCAAAACUCAAGUUUAAAUAG